This is a messenger RNA of Prorocentrum cordatum, 708 nucleotides long. The record is from the annotation of a GenBank genome assembly. Lineage: Eukaryota; Dinophyceae; Prorocentrales; Prorocentraceae.
GAAAAGGUCAACACAUACUCAAAAAAUAGUCCCCAGACUAUUUUUGGAGCAUGUUUUGACUAUUUUUGGGGUAUUUUUUGUUUUUUUCGUUUGAAAAUCCUCCUGUAAAGGGACAGGCCCGACUUAAUCCUUGUCAUCAUCGGAAUUGUCAUUCUCACGUGGCCGCUUGGGUUCAACCCGUGCCCGGCCAGCGUUAGCCCACACACUCGCAGAGGAAGAAACAACCGGCAUGUGCUAAGUGCCAGUAGCAGGCGCCCUGGGGUGCGUCGCGCUUACGCGCUGCCUUGCUUCAUAUGUCGAGCCUGCCAACGACAGGCAACAGCCACAGCUUCUGCACCAGCGCCGCCAAUGGCGCCAGCAGUGCCGGUGUCCUCAAUGCGUCGAGUGCCCCAGUUGGCGGCACCAUGGCGACGCCUUCGUGGGCUCGCGCUGUGGCGCUAGCGCUCGGGAUGUUGCUGUCCGUGCUCUUCGUGGUCGCGACCACGGUGCCCGAAGCGUGUGUGGGCCCUGCCGAGGUUAGCGGCGCAUUCGUUGAGGCUUGCACUCGGUUUCUUCCAGUGGACGUGGGCAACUCCGAGGCGAUGCAGGUGUUCGUCAUCAUGGGGAUCGCUGCAUCCACUGGAAGGAUUGUCUCAACAUGAGUCCAGUCAACGGCGCUAGGGUCAUCAUUGCGAUCAUCAUCAUCAUCAUCAUCAUCAUCAUCAUCAU